Drosophila takahashii is the source of this 2059-nucleotide messenger RNA. It is a transcript of the gene rhi, whose product is annotated as rhino. Gene Ontology annotation, molecular function: chromatin binding. Gene Ontology annotation, biological process: chromatin organization; negative regulation of transcription by RNA polymerase II. Lineage: Eukaryota; Metazoa; Arthropoda; Insecta; Diptera; Drosophilidae. The record is from RefSeq and is a predicted model, not a curated record. Gene Ontology annotation, cellular component: pericentric heterochromatin.
AUUUGUUUUGGCCAAUUGGCUUUUUCGCUCUUUUCUUCGGCGUCCUUCAAUCGAGCAAGAUGUCUUUGAGCAAGAUGUCUCGCAGGGGAGGAACCAAUCAUCGCCAGGUCGCCAAUCCCAUCCCGAUCAAUGAUCCCGUGCAGGAGUUUGUGGUGGAGAAGAUCAUCGGUAAGCGCUUCGUGCAGGGGUGGCCCCAGGUGCUGGUGAAAUGGGUGGGCUUCCCGGACGAGGACAACUCCUGGGAGCCGAUGGAGAACGUCGGCAACGCCAUGCUACUCCUCUGCGCCUUCGAGGCGGAGCGCUACAGGCUGAAGCACAGCGCCCUGACGGCCCUCGAGCACGACCUGACCCCCAGUCCCAGCACCAGCGGUGUUUCGCUGACCGAACAGAGUCCCCAGGAAUCCCGGAGAUCCAAGAAGCACUCCAGAUCGAAGAAGGAAAACCAUUCACCAGCUGAAGAACCAAACAGGAACCAGAAGGGAAAGGUGAAAGUGGGCAAACCGGCUGGUCCGAAACAUAAUAUUAAAACUGCUCCCAAAACUCCUACGGAACUGCCACGUUCCAGCCAUUCUGGCAAUGGUUUUAAGGAGAUUGGGAAGUCCCCACCAUCAACAAGUAAAACACACAAGCUCCACCGCCCCUUUAGAGCUCUGAACUUGAGCGAGUCCAGUGAAGAGGAGACACUGGGUGCGAAACAACAAGUCAAACCCAAGUCACCGAAACCUCGCCGAAUUCUGGACUUCCUCCAGGAGAACGAACCACCGAUGGCCCCUCCAAGGACGCCAUAUGCUGCGCCGCAGCAUCGCAAAGAAAGCGAAAAGCUUCAAAUGGCGAGCCAGCUAUCCGAUUCGGAUAGCUCCUCCUCCAGCUCUUCGUCGUCAUCCAGCAGCUCGUGCUCGUCAGGAUCCUCGAGCAGCUCAUCGACUUUGACUGAAGACCUCGAAGGGGUCAAAGAGAUAAGUUCGCUGGACAGAAUUCGAAAAGAGGCUCGCAAAUGGGAGGCCGACAAGCGCGAGGCCAAAUUUGGCGGUCUGAUGCCAAACAGCACUAGUCCCAAGUAUAAGAUGACCCAGCCAAAGCCCGAAAUGACUAGCCAACAGAAUGUGGCAAUCAGUUUGCUGUCAUCCGACGAAGAUCCGGUCGAUUCAGAGCUCCAGCGCAUACACGGCAAUGUUGCCCAGAAGCAGAACAACUGGAACUUCCCCGAACCACAAACGAAGCCGCUAGAAAAGCCAACGAAACCCAAACAGGAGUCGAAGCGGCACAACAGCCGUACAGCCGUAAGCAAGGAGUUGAGCAUGCUUCUCGCAGACCAACGGGAGUGGAUUCCGCCACCCAAGAAAGACAUAAAGACGGAACCGACGGAAGCAUCACCGGAGCAGCAGCUACAAGCUUGGAAAAGCAAUCGGGAAUGGAGGAUGCAGGAGCGCAAGAAACCCUACGGUUUUGAUCGCGGCUUGGAGCUGGAUAAGGUGCACCACUGCUACCAGGUGCGCAACCAUCUCUUCAUGUUUGUCACCUGGAAGGGCUGCCAGGCUGUGGACGCAGUGCUCAUGGAAGACCUCAAGAAAUCACACCCGAUGAAAGUAAUAGAAUACUUCGAGAGCCUGAAGAUCGGCGUUCGCAAGUAAAGAUGUCUAGUACCUGGUAUAUACAACUUUUUGGACAGAAGAUGGAAUUCUCACCGCAAAUCAUAAUCAAAGCCAAGUUCAAGGUUAUCUCGUCAUAAUCAUAACGAAGUCCAACGGAUCCAUAAUAUAAUCAUAUUCUUUUUUUUUGUUUUUCAACUUUAUUAUUAGUUUUAGGCACUGAAGCUAGAAUCAAAGUUUUGUUUCUAUACCAUGUUUUAUGUUUUCUGUACAUGUAGUAGCAUGUACCAAUCUACGGUUUCAAUGUUAAAAGUAAUCCGAUAUUCCAACUUAUUGUCCAAUAAACCAUGUUUUUUCUCUUGACAUCUGAUACUUUGCGAUGUCUUUGGCCUGCGAUAAAGGAAUUUAAUCCCGAAGGUCGGAUCACUUUUUGUCCGCGAUUCACUUAAAUAAAUAGUUUCAUACUAUAA